AUGCCUGUUCUAUCUAUUCUGUCCCUUCAUCUAUCUAUCUAUCCAUCUAUCUUUCUUCUUAUAUCUCUGUCUCGUUAUCUAUCUAUCUAUCUAUCUAUCUAUCUAUCUCUAGAGAUAGACACUAGACACCAGAUUCUAACACACUUUGAUAUUCUCGCAGAGAAAGCCCAACUGAAUGCUCCUUUAUUUUUUCUUCAUUAUGCAUUUUUGGAAUUUUUUUCUUCGAUCCUCUUCCUUUUUUUUUCAUUAGUUUUUUUUUUUGCAUUUCUCUUUCUUUACCCUUUUUCCUUUCAACUAUCUUUUCUUUUUCUUAUUCUCUUCUUACAUUUUCCUUCAUUGGAUAAUCAUUGUUCCUGCUUUUUAAUUCGUUCUUUUUCUUUCUUUUUCCUUCUUUCUUUGUACUUCCGCCUUUUUCUUUUCCUUCUUUAUUCUGUCUUUUAUGUCAUUAUUCAUUAUAUGCAUCUCUGUCUUUAUCGGUCUAUCUCAGUAUCUAUCUAUCUAUCUAUCUAUCUAUCUAUCUAUCUAUCUAUCUAUCUAUCUAUCUAA
Messenger RNA from Acanthosepion pharaonis, 546 nucleotides. NCBI's taxonomy places the organism in Eukaryota, Metazoa, Mollusca, Cephalopoda, Sepiida, Sepiidae. The record is from the annotation of a GenBank genome assembly.